Messenger RNA from Eublepharis macularius, 2436 nucleotides. It is a transcript of the gene VEPH1, whose product is annotated as ventricular zone expressed PH domain containing 1. Gene Ontology annotation, molecular function: phosphatidylinositol-5-phosphate binding. Lineage: Eukaryota; Metazoa; Chordata; Lepidosauria; Squamata; Eublepharidae. The transcript has 12 exons. The coding region runs from base 1 to 2289 and encodes 762 amino acids. The record is from RefSeq and is a predicted model, not a curated record. Gene Ontology annotation, biological process: regulation of signal transduction. Gene Ontology annotation, cellular component: plasma membrane.
AUGCACCAUCUCUUUGGAAUUGUUUUGGGACAAAAGGACCUUUCACGUGCAGGGGACCUCUUCUCCUUAGAUGAUUCUGAAAUAGAAGGAUGCCUGUCAGAAGCUCUUGAGCAAAUAAAAAUUAUCAGUUCUUCUCCAGACUACCAAACGAAUGAUAACAACCAGGCGGUUGUGGAAAUCUGUAUCACUCGAAUCACUACAGCUAUCAGGGAGACAGAGUCCAUAGAGAAACAUGGAAAAUCUCUUGUUGCUCUUUGGGAGUCGUGCUUGGAGCACAACCUGAAACCUUCAGGAAAAGAUGAAGACACACCACAUGCAAAAAUUGCAUCUGAUAUUAUGAGCUGCAUCUUGCAGAAUUACAAUCGUCCUCCCAUUAUGGCAUUGGCUGUCCCAGUGGCGGUGAAAUUCUUGCAAAGGGGAAACAAAGAGCUAUGCCGGAACAUGUCAAGUUACCUUUCCCUAGCGGCCAUCAGCAAAGCAGAUCUACUGGCUGAGCACACAGAAGCUAUUGUAAAAAGUGUCCUGCAAGGGAAUUCCAUGUUGCUACGUGUAUUGCCAUCUUUGUAUGAAAAGCAAUCACAGCCAAUUAACAGCCACCUGAGAGACCUGGUUGCACUGAUGUCUCACUUGGAACCACCUGAACAGCAUCAUCUGUUACAACUGUUGAUGUUAGUUGCUAAGAAAAAACAGCCAGAGGUGCUUCAAGAAUGUAUUCCCUCUCUAAUUAGUCAUGUAAGAGAUCCCAAUAAUAAUGACAUCAUCCUAAAUAUACUGAUAGAAAUAUCAAGCUAUGAGCCAGAAGUAUUGGCCAAUUUGCUUCCUACACUGAAAGAGAUUGGAGAUAGUUUCCCAAGUCUGAUUGGACAAACAGCAAAGAUCUAUGGAGCUGUUGGACACAUUGAUGAGGAGAGAGCCCGAAUCUGCCUGAUCUACUUGGUUAAUCAACUAGCUAACAUGGAACAUUCAUUCCAUCAUAUUCUUCUGCUAGAAAUUAAGCACAUCACAGACACCUUCUCCAAUAUCUUGGGCAUCCAGAGCAGAGACAUUUAUCGCAUGAGUAACAGUUUCACUGCCAUCGCUAAACUUCUCAUUCAACAGCUGGAAAAUGACACUACCACAGACAGCAGGUCCAAAAGUCUGGCUUUGCAUGCUGUUCGUAUGAAGAACAUUCAUUCAGACAAUGGGCAAGAGGCAGAGAGUGGAGAUGUUACAGCUGGCAUUUCUUUCACAGAUAUCUGUUUGAGCCAGGAGAGCAACAAAUUGCCUUCAACAGCAGGCACUGAAGAGCUGCAGCUGGAAAACACUUUACUUUCACACCCAAAUAUCAAAUAUAUAGAAUCAGAAAACCUGCCAGAACAUGUUAAAGAAAACUGCUAUGAAGAGAGCCCGAAGACAACAAAGCAACCUGUGGAAUAUCAAGAUAAGCUUUACUUUCACUUAAAGGAAAAUCUCUCUAAAGUGAAAGCAUAUGUUCUGGAGAUGGGGAAGAAAAUUCCACUCCCAGAUGAAUGUGUUAUUGAAGAUACUGUUAGAAGUUCUGUAGCGAAGUUGUUCUUCAGCUGCCCCCUGAAAGGCCAUUACUGCUUGUACAGUAAAUCUAGCUUUACUCUCAUCAGCCGACAGCCUCAGCUUUGGAUCCAUAUCAUGUUUCUCUUUCAGCAGAACCUGUUUCCAGAACCUUUGUCCAUGCAAAAUAGUUCUGUGCAAGCCCUGAAAGCCUUGUGGGAAAAAACCCAGCUGAAGGGAACACACAGCUUUGAGACAGCUAUGGUUCAAUCUACGUUUCCACCCCAGAAGGAUCUGGACCAUGUGCAGAUACAGCUGGAAGAAGUGAGGUUCUUUGAUUUAUUUGGUUACAGCGAGGAAGCAGGAGCUUGGCAAUGUUUCAUGUGCAAUAAUCCUGAAAAGGCAACAGUUGUGAAUCAAGAUGGCCAACCCCUGAUUGAAGGCAAGCUGAAAGAAAAGCAAGUCCGUUGGAAAUUCAUCAAAAGGUGGAAAACCCGAUACUUCACUCUUGCUGGCAAUCAGCUUCUCUUUCGCAAAGGAAAAUCAAAGGAUGACCCAGAUGACUGCCCCAUUGAGCUCAGUAAGGUCCAGAGUGUCAAAGUUGUGGCCAAGAAGCGCAGAGAUCGCAGCCUUCCCAGGGCCUUUGAAAUCUUCACAGACAGUAAGACCUAUGUUUUCAAGGCCAAAGAUGAAAAGAAUGCAGAGGAAUGGCUCCAGUGCAUUAAUGUCGCAGUUGCACAAGUGAAAGAAAGGGAAAGCAGAGAAGCGACUACAUAUUUGUAAAAAUGAUGAGCAUGUUCGUGAUAUUCGUCAAACAUGGAAAUACACAGUGUCCCAUUAUUUGAAAAAAGAGAGAAUUUCAUCUCUCAGUGACAGUGGAUAUCAACUGGGCUACAUACUUCAUUUGCAAGAAGGACUGAAGUGAAGUGU